Messenger RNA from Funneliformis geosporum, 866 nucleotides. Lineage: Eukaryota; Fungi; Glomeromycota; Glomeromycetes; Glomerales; Glomeraceae. The record is from the annotation of a GenBank genome assembly.
AAGCACUCAACCAAGAAAAACAACAUUUAAUUGUCGUAGAUUUAGAUGGAACCAUUUUACCUGAUUUUACUAAUGUCGAUCAGAAAGCCGCUAAGGUUUUACGCAAAUUAAAAGAAAAAGGGCAUAAAGUAUGUAUUGCCACCGGUCGAAACUAUUUAUCCACCUUACCUAUUUAUAAGGAAGUCGGACUUGACAGUUUAUUAAUUACUUAUAAUGGAGCCUACAUUAAUCAUCCUCUAAAAAAAGAUAAUCCAGCCUUAGCAGUUAUUGCUAUCGCCAAUUCAAUUAUUGGAAAAAUAUUGACUGAAAAGACUAUUCGCGAUAACUUGCUUAAUGUGAUGGUUGACUCAAUUGACCGCCAAUCUAUUUCCACUAGUGAUGAUAUUUAUUACCAACAAGUUUUCUUCAAUGGCAAUCCUUACAAAAAAGUUGGCAAAAGCGGGACUGAAACUACUAAAAAUUCACCAGUAGAUAUUGCUAAUUUUUUGGAACGUUUACAAGGCCAAGACGUUUUACAAUUAGUCCUUGAAUUUCCUAAUAAAACUAGUUUAUUAAAAGCCGAACGGGAAGGAGAAAAUAUUUUAGUGCCUGACCAUACUAGGCAAAUAAUCAAAAUUCGUAAUUACAACGCUAAUAAAGGAGAAGCUACGAAAUUAGUGGCAGGAUAUUAUAAUAUUUCUUUAAACCAUACCAUUGCUUUUGGGAAUGACAUUAAUGAUAUUGAAAUGAUGAAUAAAGUAGGGAUUGGAGUAGCCGUUUCAAAUAGUGCUAACAACUUAAAAGCCUACGUUCAUGAUAUCACUGAGUUCGAUAGUCGUAGUGGUGGGGUAGCCAAAUAUUUAAUUGAUUAUUUUGGGUUGAAAUAG